UUCAGUUGUCUAAAUGUUUGGUCUUCAGUUGUGGCUUGAAAUAUUAAGAGAGAAAGUGAGCAAAUCAGCUGGUGUUUGAGAAAGGAAGUAGGGGGAAUGUUUGUCUAUUCUUUUUUCCUGCUCUAGGAGUCUGGUCAGAGCCUCAGGCUGCCUCAUUACAGCUAAAUGACUGCCAACCUUCAUUCAUAUGACCGUUGAACUGUUAAGGUCCUGAUAAAAACUGACCACUCAGAGCAGACGCAGACCUCAAGGUUAUCCUGUGGCUCAAGUUUUCUUUAGAGGGCGAAAUGCUUAUUAUUUAAACCUGAACUUCACCUUGAACCUCAAGCUGACAUAUUGCUAACAGGCUUGGAUUGGAUUCAUCUUGGAAUAUCUCCCUCACUGUGAAGUUGUAUUAAGUGUUCAGACGCAGUGUCCCACUGAUCCCUCCUCACUCUUGGAACCUGGCAAAGCUGUCUGAGGCUCCCUGCACUACGGGCACUGCUGAUGCCUCAGAUGGACCCCCGGCUAUGCAGCUCCACUUCACACCUUUCAGUGUACCUUGGCACUCUGGGGGUGACAACAAUGAGCUGUCCAUGCAGUGGGGCCAUAUCUCCAGGCACUACAGCACAGACCGCAGCAGCUCAAUAGGGAGUAUGGAGAGUUUGGAGAAUCCGCCUAACCAGGGAUCCUAUGAAAGUCAUCUCUCUCCCAUUGAUCCUGUAAUCUUUAACAACAAACGUGACUCCGCUUACAGCUCCUUCUCUGCCAGCUCAAACACAUCAGAUUAUACUGUCUAUGUGAAACCUGAGGAGAUCAACUCAAUGGAUAGUCUCCUCCAGGGUCUGGGUUCUUCAUGCAGGUAUCCAGGCAGAGGGCAACAUUCUGCCCAAAGUGGCCAUGGAGGCAUGCAGGAUCAGAGUGAAAGCCUUAAAUCCAAGAUACUGUCUUACAGACCUGAAGCUAAAGUUCGGCCGUCUUCCUACAGUUGUGAGGAGGAGCAUUGUGAACCACCGCAGCCACCCAUGAGGAAGGGCAGUUUCAGGGCUACCAGAGGCAAACCAGGAAUCACAGAUAAACGCUGUGUAUCUGCUCCUGUUGGCAUUCCAAGUCUAACAAGCAUGGUUGAAAAGGAACCACCAAUUGAGGAAGUGCUGACUGGCAAUGUUUAUUUGAAUGGAAUUCAAGACAAUGAGCUAGACCUUAAAGGGAACAUUAUAGAGCCUUAUUACACCUUUAACUGUCAGAGAGAAUUGGGUAGAGAGAGCAAGGCAAGAGAAGCUGAGAAAAACCACUUAGAAAACCAAUCAAAAUCUGUAGAGACAUCUACACUUCCUUUGAGUUCCUUUUUGGAAAGAAAUAGUGAUGAGCACUUUGAUACCCAGCUACAACCAGAAAGUAGUCUCCAAUCAGCAAUGCAACGUCACAGCGCCCCUGAGAAACUUCUUGCUUCUCAGCUGCGUAUGAUGGAUUUUUCCAGUGACAAAAGUGACCGCUCUGACUCUCCCACUUGCCAGUGGUCACAGUCUCCACUGUAUAUGCGUGAGGCCAGCCCAGAAAUGGCUCAGGUUAAGUGGGGAGCAAGCAGGUGUUCCACGCCUGGUUCAUUGGCAACUUCAGAAUUUGAGGAUCCUGGGUUAGAAGAAGAAACAAUUGAAUCUGGACAAAAUCUAUGGGGGCAGUCUAUAAAUGUGCCUGGAAAUCAUGUGGGGAUCCCUGGACAUGGCUCCACCACCAACUCUCAGACCCUUUUGCAGAACUUUGGGACUCUAAGUGCUACAGUUUGCAUGGACACUGAUAUUUAUGAGAAUGGUGGAGGAGAAUUUAGGGUGGGUGAUGGCAAUGUCACAAAACAGUCACAGAAGCGGCAGUUCCGCACCUCCAAGUCACGUCGUAGAAGUGAGCGGUUUGCCACCAACCUGCGUAAUGAGAUCCAGAGGAAGAAGUCCCAGCUUCAGAAGAGUAAAAGCCCAAGUGGUGAGGAGACAUUGGAGGAAGAGCAGGUGGGAGAUCUUAACAUGGAGCCAGUUUCCCCCCCAGACAACCAUCAACACAGAGUCCAAACCCUUACAAGUCCUCUUACUAACCCUCCAACUGCCUCCAAACAGGCACUUCAACAAGUUCCAGCCCAUGAUACCACACAAGCUAAAGAACAUUCCAGAACCAUGGUUAGGAGCUGCCAGACUUCUCAAACCCAACCCCAGGUCUCUCAGCAUAGAAGACCAGUAGGUGUACAAGUUGUGGAGGAGAUGGCACCUGCAGGUAAACCACGCCGAUGGCACUGGACACCAGAACACAAGCUCCAACCAGAAAUGGAGCCCACUGAGAGUAAGAAGAAUGAGACUACAGGACCGAUAUGGUCUGGAAAAACAGGAACGACAAGAGGGAGAACAAGUUCCACCAGUGGUCGUUUAGGUCGAUCAGAUGAGUGUGACAUCCCUCCCUUUGCAGACCGCAGAAGAUUUUUUGAGGAAUCUAGCAGAAAGUUGAGUCAGUCUGUAACAAAUUUAUCAAGCCGAAAUCAGAGACCAGAAAAGCAGAGUAGACAGAACAAUCCAUCCUCACCUGAACCACUUGAGUUAGCUACUAACCUGGGCCGGAGGAGGUUCUCUUAUCAGGGUGUGGUGCAAGAAGGGUGCUAUGUCAACUCAGUGGACAUUAGGGGACACUAUAUGAGUACCUAUCAUGACCAAGAAAAAGCGAGGGAAAGGCUGAUAGAGAGAGAGCGAGAGAAAGAACAAGAGAGGGAGAGGAAAAUAGAACAAGAGAGAAUUAAAGAGCUAGAGAGACUUCAAGAACAAGAAAGGCAGAAGGAUUUGGAGAAGGAACAGGAAAGAUUGAAGGAGGAAAAAGAGCAACAAAGGGUAGAAGAUUGGGAAGAGAGACAGAGACUGCUAAAGAGAGAAAAAGAAUGGGAGUCCGAGAGAGAAUCCAUUCACUCAGAACACAAUAUUCGAAGUAACACGGUUCCUCAUUCUUUGUCUCAUGAUCGGAAGCAGCCUCCCAGUCCUCCAGAUCCUUCCUCUUUCCAGUCCUCUGAGAAUUAUUGUAGCAACACUGCCACCAACGUCCAAAAGCCUUGCUCAGCAUUUCACCCAGUGACUGGCCAGCACAGCCAGUAUGAUGGCUACUACAUAAAUCCAUCCUACAAUGCCAGGAGUUACACCCCAUCAGAGGCCCAUCCAGCACGGGAGCAGAAACAAACAAAAAUAAAUAGGAAGUUCAGCCUGACAGAGAGGGACUAUACUAGGUGUAGGAAAGACUCCAGCUUAGGAGAGGGUGGCCCUGGCUUUGUGGCUCAAAACAUCAACAGUGUUUCAGUUGCCAGCACUGAGGGGCAUCCAGGUCUGUUCUCACCCCUUAGAAACCGUGCCAUGUCAGAGAGUGACAUACGUGUUGAGACACAGGAUCGCCAUAAUGCCAUUUCUAUCACCAACAUGAGCAGAAUGCGUGCAUCCACUCUCAGUGAGCUGGAUGAGAAUAGAGUAUGUGUAGGUGAUGUGAAGAAGAAAAAAGUUCCUCCACCUCCUCGUCCACCACCCCCAAAAUGGGAGCAGUUUCACAAGAGGCAGGCAUCCCAUCACAACCUCUUCUCCUCUCAUCCACUAAUUUCCUCACACUCUUCAUCUCCACCUCGGCCACAGCAGUGUACAUCCCGCCCCCCCAGUGUGCCUGAAAUGACUCGUCAGUGCUCUUAUAGUCUUCCUCCAAAGGAGGUCCAAGAGAACCAUCACUGCUGCUGCCAGGACUACUCAGCAGCUCCUCCCAGCCCUGCCUUCAUGUGCCGGGCUUUUAAACCUGUAGCCCAGGCUGCAAGAGAUAGGGACAUAUCCCCUCAGAGUUAUGACAUGAGAAGAGAGUUUGAUCAACCUUUGCCACAGCCUGAACCAUGCACAAGUUUCAGAGUACUUGUCCAUACUGCCACAGUGUCAGAACAUGAACCUAAAGCCAUGGUAAAGGCCAACUUUCAUGAGCACCUUGUAGAGUGGGAUGGGUCCAGUCCUCACCACUCUGUUGCACAGAGCACUUCUAGGUUUGUGGAAGUUCCAGAGAAAAGCUCAUCAGCUGGGCCUGUGUGUCCUGAAUCCUAUUUCUCCAUGAACAACUACCACUUGCAUCCCCAGCAAGCAGGCUUCCCUGGCACAGCCCACAAGAAUCAUAUUUUUUCCUCUCACAGUCCAAGUGGUGGUGAGGAUGGAAACAUGCCCUUGGAGACAGACAUCGAUGAGAUCUGUGAGAAUGAGCGAGCAGGAGAGAUAGAAACAAGGGAAGCAGAGGGCAGGAUGGAGAUGAAGGGUUUUGCAAGACAAGUUAUGGUGCUGGAAACAGACAUUGACAACAUGCCUGAGGAAGAGGCUUUAUCAGCAAGAGUUAUUAGAGGACCGAGGGGUUCCCUGGUGGACUUAAUUUUAGAGGAAGAUUAUGGUAUAACUAGGAAGGAGCUGAUAGGAGAGUUAUUUCCCCAAAGUGCAGAGAUUGGGAUGGGUGGGGAGAGCUGGAGAGGAGGCUACCCAAUCAGUGGAGGAACUCUCGAAAGGCCUUCUAAAAUGGCAACAUCCACAGCUCAAGCCUCACGGUCAAUCUGCUAUGACACAUCAGCUGACAACACCCAACUUCUUGCCAAGAUCAGAGAGAUAUCAGAGAGGAAAGAAGAGGAGGAAGAACUCAAUUAUAAGAAGCAGCUUAUGGAGAGUCUUUGUAAAAAGCUGGGUGUCCUGCGUGAGGCCCAGAGGAGUUUGCAAGAGGAUAUUCGGGCCAAUGCCCAACUGGGAGAGGAGGUGGAGAGCCUGGUGCUCGCUAUCUGCAAGCCUAAUGAGGUGGAUAAGUAUCGUAUGUUCAUUGGUGACCUGGACAAGGUGACCAGUCUGCUGCUCUCACUUUCUGGAAGGCUGCUCCGGGUGGAAAGUGCCUUGGACUGUGUGGACCCAGAGAGCAGACACAGCGAGAGGCUACAACUGCUGGAAAAGAAAAAACAGCUCCUGGUGCAGAUGGGAGAAGCUCAGGAGCUCAAAGAACAUGUAGACCGGCGUGAGCAGGCUGUUGGUAUUGUGUUGUGUCGUUGCCUAACCCCAGAACAGAUGCGUGACUAUGGUCACUUUGUGAAGAUGAAAGCAGCUCUUCUGGUAGAACAGAGGCAACUGGAUGACAAGAUCAGACUUGGGGAGGAACAGCUCAGGGGACUCCGAGAAAGCCUUGGCCUGGGUCUGGGGGUCGGUCUGGGGUUCGGGCAUUACUGAGAAGUGGUUUGAAAUACAAGUGUUAUUUUAAGAGGACAAAAUGCUUUUGGGAAUGUGUAUAUAAUGAGACUGAAAUGACUAAAAUAAUGGCCAAGAAUGGAUAUUACAAUGAAGUUUCAAUACCGAGCACAACAGCCAUAUUAGAUUGAACUUGGACUGAUGGUUGGGUUUUAAAUCAUUAACUUCUGAAAUAAAAUUACAUCACUACUUGAAGUUGUCUAUAAGGACUUCACUGCAGCUGCACUAAUAACCAUUCAGCAAAAUUAAGUUAACCUCAGACACUACUCUAAACUGCCAAAGAAUUUGUGUGCGAAUGUGUGUGCUUAUUUUUUUGCUUUGAACACAGCAGGGGCACUGCUAUUUAUUUAUUUAUUCACACACAUUAUAUGUAUCAGUCAAUUAAGCAGAGAAUCCUGGGUGCAAGGCCACAUUUAUUGAAGAAAUUAAGAUAUAAUAAAAUAUGAACAUUCAGAUGUUAUGGACAAAUAUUUGGCAACAACUAGCAGUCUGAUUUUAUUUCAUUACAACCUUUGGCUCGGUAAAUGUUGUUUAAAUAUCUUAUAUAAAAAUAUAUAUAUAUUUGUGAAGGAUUUCUAUGUGCUUUGAAUAACUGAAUAAGUCAGAAGUUUACAUACACCUUAGCCAAAUACAUUUAAACUCAGUUUUUCACAAUUCCUGACAUUCAAUCUUAGAAAACAUUCCCUGUCUUAGGUCAGUUAGGAUCACUACUUUAUUUUAAGAAUGUGAAAUGUCAGAAUAUUAGUAUUCUUAGAAUGAUUUAUUCAGCUUUUAUUUCUUUCAUCACAUUCCCAGGGGGUCAGAAUUUUACAUACAAUUUGUUAGUAUUUGGUAGCAUUGCCUUUAAAUUGUUUAACUUGGGUCAAACAUUUUGGGUAGCCUUCCACAAGCUUCUCACAAUACACCAGCCAGAAUUGGUGUAAUUGAGUCAGGUUUGUAGGCUUGCGCAUGCUUUUUCAGUUCUGCCCACAAAUUUUCUAUCGGAUUGAGGUCAUGGCUUUGUGAUGGCCACUCUAGUACCUUGACUUUGUUGCCAUUUUGCCACAACUUUGGAGGUAUGCUUGGGGUCCAAACAUAACAAUCAUUUUGGCCAUAAAGUUAAAUUUUUGUUUCAUCAGACCAAAAAGUAUGAUAAUUGUUCCCAUGUGCACUUGCCUACUGUAGUCUGGGUUUUUUUAUGGUGGUUUUGGACAUUUCUCCAAAAAGAGGAACAGUGGCUUCUUCCUUGCUGAGCAGCCUUUCAGGUUAUGUCGAUAUAGGACUCGUUUUACUGUGGAUAUAGAUACGUGUCUACCUGUUUCCUCCAGCAUCUUCACAAAGUCCUUUGCUGUUGUUCUGGGAUUGAUUUUCACUUUUCGCACCAAAUUGCAUUCAUCUUUAGGAGACCGAAUGUGUCUCCUUCCUGAGUGGUAUGAUGGCUGCGUGGUCCCAUGGUGUUUAUACUUGCGUCCUAUUGUUUGUACAGAUGAAUGUGGUACCUUCAGGCCAUUUUAUUUUUAGAAAUUGCUCUCAAGGAUGAACCAGACUUUUGAACCAGACAAUACCUCAGACUUUUUCUGAGGUAUUGGCUGAUUUCUUUUGAUUUUCCCAUGAUGUCAAGCAAAGAGGCACCGAGUUUGAAGGUAGGCCUUAAAUACAUCCACUGGUUCAUCUCAAACUCAGUACACAUCCUAUCAGAAGCUAAUUGUCUAAAGGCUUGACAUAAUUUUCUGGAAUUUUCCAAGCUGCUUAAAGGCACAGUUAACUUAGUGUAUGUAAACUUCUGGCCACUGGAAUUGUGAUAUAGUCAAUUAAAAGUGAAAUAAUCUGUAUGUAAUCAAUUGUAGGAAAAAUUACUUGUGUUGUGCAGAAAGUAGAUGUCCUAAACGACUGUGGAGUGGUUAAAAAAAAAAUAGUUUAAUGACUUCAAAGCUGUUACAGAUGUGAUGUCAGCUCAUAUGCACAACCUUUUUUCACAAAACAUAAAUCGAUGAUAAAACCAAAGCUUCAAUUGUUUUUUCAAAAAGUGUAUGUAAACUUCUGACUUCAACUGUAGUGAAUGGUAGUGUGCAUCUUUUGUUAUGUUAUUAGUGUUACCAAGAGGCACCCCUUUGUAUACAUACAUUUCAUAUUUAGUAUGCCUUAUUGUUCUUACAACACUUUGCUCAGCUAAAUAUUGUUGCCAAAGAUUGACUUGAUGUCUUUGUAAGCAUAAGAAUAUUAAUGUGCUGUGCCUACUUUGUGGAAUAUCAUGCAUAAAUACUCUUGUUAAUUAUCCUAAAAACACUGCCUUACCAAAACCCUUGUAUGAAAUUACAUUGAUGGGAAUUUUGAAGCCCAUAAAUGGACAUUUCAAUUGAAGUAUGGUUUAAAAAAAAAAGUUUUCAUUUAAAUUAGAUGCACUGUGAAACCUUGUAUCUCACACCUUGAAAUGGCAACAUCUGGGGCAAUGCUACUUGAUUUCCUUAUCCUUGCGGGAAACUGGAAAUUUCUCUAGAAGGAAGAAGAAUGCUGCUUCAUUGACCAUUUACUGCCUUGAAAGUCUUGUGUUGUUUUUUGCCAACCAAAAAAGGAGCAAGAGUUAAUAAUUUGUAUUUGAGGGCUUCCGCAUUUGAUUAUAGGCUUAGAGUCCAAAAAGGAAUGAAUGUAUGUCUUUGCUAUCAAAACUGCAGCUUGGCAAAAAAGCAAACGUUCCCUUGUGCUUAUUUUUGUCAUUUUGUUUGCUUUAUGGUGCAUACACUUAUAGUUUAUCAUGUAUGGUAAAUAGAUAAGUGCCAGAGAUGUAAGGAAAUAUUUGGUCUAUUGAUAAUGUUCCUGCUUUUGGGGGAUUGAAAAUAUUGUUUGUAAAAACAUGUACCAUUAAAGGUAAUAAUAUCUUAA
This is a messenger RNA of Xyrauchen texanus (razorback sucker), 8093 nucleotides long. Its product is annotated as protein Shroom4-like. Gene Ontology annotation, molecular function: actin filament binding. The transcript has 9 exons. The record is from RefSeq and is a predicted model, not a curated record. Bases 510 to 5216 code for a protein of 1568 amino acids. NCBI's taxonomy places the organism in Eukaryota, Metazoa, Chordata, Actinopteri, Cypriniformes, Catostomidae. Gene Ontology annotation, cellular component: apical junction complex; cortical actin cytoskeleton; apical plasma membrane. Gene Ontology annotation, biological process: actin filament organization.